AUGUGCUACGGAAACUACUUCGGUGGCCUCGGCUAUGGCUAUGGUGACCUCGGCUAUGGCUAUGGUGGCCUGGGCUAUGGCUAUGGAGGUCUGGGCUAUGGCUAUGGUGGCCUGGGCUAUGGCUAUGGUGGCCUGGGCUACGGCUAUGGCUGUGGCUGUGGCUCUAGAUAUGCCUACAGUACCUAUCGCCCGUGCUGCUAUGGAAGAGUUUCUGGACUUUACUAA
Rattus rattus (black rat) is the source of this 225-nucleotide messenger RNA. RefSeq names its product keratin-associated protein 6-3-like. The coding region runs from base 1 to 225 and encodes 74 amino acids. The transcript has a single exon. NCBI's taxonomy places the organism in Eukaryota, Metazoa, Chordata, Mammalia, Rodentia, Muridae. The record is from RefSeq and is a predicted model, not a curated record.